Dromaius novaehollandiae (emu) is the source of this 774-nucleotide messenger RNA. Its product is annotated as homeobox protein vex1-like. The record is from RefSeq and is a predicted model, not a curated record. Gene Ontology annotation, molecular function: DNA binding; DNA-binding transcription factor activity, RNA polymerase II-specific. Gene Ontology annotation, biological process: regulation of DNA-templated transcription. Bases 1 to 741 code for a protein of 246 amino acids. The transcript is spliced from 3 exons. Lineage: Eukaryota; Metazoa; Chordata; Aves; Casuariiformes; Dromaiidae.
AUGGACAGGGGGCCCUUCUCGGUGGAGUGGCUGGCCCAGAGCAGCCGCGGCACAGCCCAGCCCGGCCCCACCGCCCGCCCGCCGCGCUCCCCGCCCGGCGACGCCAGCGGCCAGGAGAGCCCGAAGACGCCAACGCCGGGCGCGGAGGGCGCCCUGCCGAGCCCAGGACACCUCGCAGCCCCGAGCCCGCGACGCAGCAGCCCAGAGCACGGCGCGGAGGCGGGCGGCGGCGGCGUGCCCGGCCGGCCCCGCACCAAGUUCUCGGCCGUGCAGCUGCAGGAGCUGGAGCGGAGCUUCCGCGAGCAGCGCUACAUCGGCGCCAGCGAGAAGCGGCGCCUGGCUGCCGCGCUGAACCUCUCCCAGAGCCAGAUAAAAACCUGGUUUCAGAAUCGUCGUAUGAAGUUCAAACGUCAGACUCAGGAUGCCAGAGUUGAAGCUCUUUUCUCAGGCUUAUUUCUGCCCUAUCAUUGUUACCCAGACAUAGUUGCAUCCAGAUAUUCUCAUGGGAUGGAUGUCAGUGUCUCUUCUACCUCUACUGUUACCCUUCACCCGGCCAUGCCAAGCCCUGCCCUGUUGUUACCUACUGUUCCACCUCAGUCCCUUGAGCCAGUUCUGCCAAGCCCAGGUUUAGUGGUGCCUCCCAGUCCAGAAUUUUCUUCUUAUCCUUCUGUAAUUCCCACAAUGACUGUAACUAAGGACCAGAAAAGACUGAGGUUCCAGCCAUAUCUUCCUUCCUCUUAAACAUGCCAAAAACUAUCUGUAAUCUGAAUAUGA